AUGGUGAUGGCUGCAACAAUUGAUCGCCCGCCUCUUGAACAGAUCGCGGGCGGGCCUGCGACUGAUGCGGCUUCGAUCACACCUCCUCACAGCGUCAACGGCAAAAAGGACGCACCGGAUGGAGCUCCUUCCGAGCUGUCCGACCUAGAGCUCGACUCGAAAACUACAGGCGCCCAGGAAGCUCCAUCGGUGGAAGAUGAAGAUGAGGAAAUUGAACCGGAUCAUUACUAUGGGGGCGGCAAGAUUCCUGUUUUCAAACCUACGAUGAACCAGUUCCGCGAUUUCCAAGCCUUCAUCAACAAAGUCGACAAAUAUGGGAUGCGCUCAGGAAUUGUCAAGGUCAUCCCACCCAAAGAAUGGAGCGAUGCCCUUCCGGCCCACGAUGAAGCAGUCAAGAAGAUCCGCGUGAAGAACCCAAUCAUGCAGGAAUUCCACGGCUCCCACGGAACUUAUACCCAGGCAAACAUCGAGAAACAGAGGUCUUACAACUUACCUCAGUGGAAAGCGCUCUGUGAAGAUGGCAGCCACCAACCGCCUGCUCGCCGAGGAGAAAGGAGAAGAAACCAAGAACGUGCUAACCGUGCGCCUUCGGCUCCCAAGCCCCAGACAACGCGGUCCGACACUCCAAAACGAGGGCCUGGACGCCCGCCUAAGCGAUCGAACCAGUCGAAGGCCAAGGAGGAGGCAGUCAAAAUAAAAGAAGAGCCCCCUGCGGACGACAGUAUGGAUAAGAUCAAACAGGAAGGUCCGCCCACACCAGUUUCGCCUGAAUCGAACCCCGUUGAAGCGAAAUUCGAAGCUCUCAGCGACGGCGAGUCGCUGCCUGCGCCAAAGCCAAAGGGACGACAGCCCAAGUCGGUAACCGCGCGAAGGAAGCAGAACAAGGGUGAGACUAUCGACCACAUUGAUGAAGAAGCCUACAAAGAUUUCGAUUACCGCAUUCAUGAUAACCAAGACUAUACCUACGAACGGUGCGAAGAGCUAGAAACCGCUUACUGGAAGUCUCUUAUGUUCAACAACCCUAUGUAUGGUGCAGAUAUGCCAGGUUCUCUCUUUGAUGAAAACACAACCGAGUGGAACGUUGCGAAGCUACCGAAUCUCCUCGACGUCAUCGGGCAAAAAGUCCCCGGUGUCAACACUGCAUAUUUAUACCUGGGCAUGUGGAAGGCGACAUUCGCGUGGCAUUUGGAGGACGUGGACCUCUACAGUAUCAACUACAUCCACUUUGGCGCUCCUAAACAGUGGUAUAGUAUCUCCCAAGAGGAUGCUCCGAAGUUUGAACAGGCAAUGAAGAGCAUCUGGCCCAGCGAUGCAAAGACUUGUGACCAAUUUCUCCGCCAUAAGACUUACCUUGUCUCGCCUAGUCUCCUCAAGUCUCAGUACGGCAUCACAGUCAACAAAAUGGUACACUAUGAGGGCGAGUUUGUGAUUACAUAUCCUUACGGGUACCACUCUGGAUACAACAUUGGAUACAACUGCGCCGAGUCCGUUAAUUUUGCGACCGAGAAGUGGCUAGACUACGGUCGGGUCGCCAAGAAGUGCAACUGCGAGUCCGACAGUGUCUGGAUUGAUGUGGACGAUAUCGAGCGUAAACUUCGUGGCGAAGCGACACCUGAAUUCUACGCCGAAUUCGAUAGCGACCUCGACGCAAUUGAGGGUGCUUCUGAUCUCCUCACGCCUCCGCGUAGUGUGCCGGAAAAGACUUCCACUCGUGGCCGUAAACGCAAGCUUGAUGGCGAUAUGACCAAGGUCAAGCGCGUGAAGGUGGAUUACCCGAAGAAAAUGCCUUGCCUAUUGUGCCCCAAUGAUCUAGACUAUGAAGACUUGCUGCCCACUGAGGAUGGAAAAUCUCACGUCCAUCGGCGGUGUGCUUUGUACACUGAAGAGACUAGCGUUCUUCGCGACGAAUCUGGCAAAGAGGUUGUGUGCGAUAUUGAUCAUAUUCCCAAGGCUCGCAUGGGUCUCAAGUGCCUCUUCUGUCGUGAGGUGCGUGGGGCAUGCUUCCAAUGCAACUUUGGCAAGUGUACGCGGUCUUAUCAUGCCACUUGUGCGCUUCUAGCAGGAGUACAAGUGGAAGAGGGCGCGGUCACUGUUUUGGCGGAUGAUGGAAACCAGUACUCUGUGCCCAGUGUGGACUUGAAGUGCAAAUACCACCGCCAGAAGAAACCGUCAUGGAUGGCUAGCAGCGAGCCGCUGGACAAUGACCGUAAGUUGAUCGAGACUGCUCGACACCUCGUUAUCGGCAAUCUUUUGCAGUUCCAGGUCGACAAAGAAAUCUGCGGAGCGGUGGUUCUCGAGAACCGACCCACGGAACGCACUUUGCUGGUCAAAGUGCUACCACGAGGGGACGUAAUCGAGUUACCAUACCGCUGGAUGCUCCUUGUACGAAGGAGCAACUUCGCCCCUCUGGCGGCAGCCAUCAAACCACUUCCCGCGCAUUUAGCCCGGAAGCCCGAAGCUCGGAGGGAAUUGGAAUCCGCACUGCCUGUGGCAGGGAAACCAUUUGGCGACGGGCGAUCUCCGUACCAGUGGGCCGAAUUUGAGACGGUGGACAGCACUAACCGUCCUUCUGCCCCACCAAUGGUGCAGGUCAACCUGGACAAGAUGGAACAGAUCUGGUAUUAUUUGGGCCAGUCAUCGACCGAGUGUAGGGCUCAAUAUACGCACAACCCUAGCGUGCCCAUCCACAACCCGCGGUCGAAUUUCCUGGACAGCGUCAAGUCCCUUGGCGCCGUGAUGGCCCGACUCCCCUCCUACCCCCACCAGCGCCUGCCUCCUUAUGUUUUGACUGCCCCUCAUCCUCACCUCCUUUCUUCUGCCGCCGCCACCACCACCGCCUCCGCUGUCGCUGUCGCUGCUGCUGCUGCUGCUGCCUCCCGCCCAUCGCUGCCGCAGCGCCCUUCUUUUGCCCCUCCUCCUCGCUCGUCUCCCGCUGCUCCGACCUCUGCUGCUGUUGCUGCUUCUGCGAUGCCGUCAGCCUAUCGCUCUCUUCCCAAUCAAUCUGCCCGUCAUGCUCCGUACCCGCAACUCACCAAAGCCCAUAUUCAAUCCCAGCAGCAACACAGUCAUCAGCAGCAGCAGCAGAAUACGAACGGCUCCGUCACCACCAAUAACAGUCACCUCACCGUCAAUAAUUUUGCCGGCGUCCGCGAGAUCAUUGCCCGUCGUCGACUGGCACAAAUCACCGAUCAUGCCAAUGUCUUCGCCGGGUAUACCAUCGUCAGUACGGAAUUGGUCGUAGAAACUCUCCUGGGGCCCAUGGGCUCGGUGCCGCCGAGCAAUGGCCUCGAAAAACUGGAGCUUGCCAUGGCUCAACAACGCGUCCACCCCCGUGCCCCCGAUGGAACACUUCUGCCAGUACAGCCCCUGAACAUGCGUUCCGAAGAAGUCACAAGGUUAUUGCAAAUGCUGCGGUUCUCUCUCAUCAGCCACCGCGACCGCCUGGAUGUGCUUCAGAAGAAAGAAUCGGAAAAUGUGAAGCAGGAAACGGCCAACAAGACCAAUGGGGCUGCUCCCAAACUACCGCAGAAGUAUGCAUAUCUUGAGCAACAGCGUGAGCAGGCUCCCACUGUAUACCAAUCUCCUUACGAUAUGCCCUCGGGGUUCACCGAGUAUGCCCGCACGACAUUUGGUCUUACCCGUGCUGAGCCAGAACUGCCCAUGCCUUCGCUAGCGAAUGAUUACUUCGCCAGCCUCUCCCCUGAGAACCAGGAGAAGAUUCUCAAGACGUGUGGCAGUUUUGUGCAACGAGCCAUGGAGCGGUCGGCACCUCAUAGCCGGCAGAGUUCCGCCUCGAAUCUCCGGCUCGCCUCGGCGUUGGCCCAGCAAGCUGAGAACCCGACCAUUGAUAUAACAACGGUAGAGGACAUGCCUCUAUCAGGUCUUGACUUCCCUUUGCGGGCAGAUUCACCAUGCUCAAAUUUCAGCCGGUCGCAUUUGCGAUUCCACUCACCAAAUGACUUCACCAACCACGGCACAGAAGUUCACCACGACCAUCAUGACCUGUUUGGUGACCAACAAGCCAACACUCGAUUCUGGCAACAUGGACCGUGGGCCGCUGGCGAUGGGAAUACGCCCAACGAAGAGAGUCGACCGUUCUUUGGGCCUCACGAACGGCUGAAGCAUGAUUAUGCUUCGUCUGAUAUCUCCUUGGGUCGUGGUGGACCGGGCUCAUUGCACUCUGUCGAUAUGGCUGGGUUUGGCCUCGACAACCCCGACGACCUUGGUGGCGCUCUUAGCCCUUGA
This is a messenger RNA of Aspergillus puulaauensis, 4245 nucleotides long. RefSeq names its product putative jumonji family transcription factor. Gene Ontology annotation, biological process: chromatin remodeling. NCBI's taxonomy places the organism in Eukaryota, Fungi, Ascomycota, Eurotiomycetes, Eurotiales, Aspergillaceae. The coding region runs from base 1 to 4245 and encodes 1414 amino acids. Gene Ontology annotation, molecular function: histone H3K9 demethylase activity; histone H3K36 demethylase activity. The record is from RefSeq and is a predicted model, not a curated record. Gene Ontology annotation, cellular component: nucleus. The transcript has 5 exons.